Myodes glareolus (Bank vole) is the source of this 3575-nucleotide messenger RNA. It is a transcript of the gene Trim3, whose product is annotated as tripartite motif containing 3. Gene Ontology annotation, molecular function: ubiquitin protein ligase activity; protein binding; zinc ion binding. The record is from RefSeq and is a predicted model, not a curated record. Lineage: Eukaryota; Metazoa; Chordata; Mammalia; Rodentia; Cricetidae. Gene Ontology annotation, biological process: protein polyubiquitination; proteasome-mediated ubiquitin-dependent protein catabolic process.
CUGUCUUGAGAAACUAAAAAAAGAAAAAAAGAAAAAAGAAAAAUUGAUUAAAAUCGAAUUCCAUCACUUUUUCCCAUCCUUUUCCUCCCUCCUAGUGACCCUCCUUCCUACCCCUCCCAUACCCUCCUCUCAAAUUGAUAGCCUCCUUUUCUUUGGUUAUUGUUACAUAUGUUGCACAAGUGUAGGGUCAUGGGGACCCCAGCCCCAAUGAUACAUCUUUCCACUUUUUAAACUUGAGGACAUUUUUGCAUCAGAGUUGAGAUUCCUAGGGUCCUGACUGAUGUGGCGUGGUGGAUGGUGGUGCCUGUUAUGAAAAGGAGAAGCACAGCAGGAAGACAAGGUCUGGAGGAAAUCAGUUCCUUUUGGACUAUUUCUGUUAGUCAUCCAGGCUGAGAUGUCCAAAAAUGCAAUGAGAUAUACAGGUCUGGGAGUCUUUCAGAACAAGGCUUUAGGGUUAGACCCUCAUGCAAAUUCAGGUUGUAGGAAAUAAUGAGAUUACAUAAACAGAGAAGAGACCCUGAGUCAAAACCCCACAAGGAAUGGGCAGUGGGAGCAGCCAGUGCAAUGAGUGGGGUAUUUAGACCAGUGGGUCAUAAAGUCAUGUGGUUUAGGUGCUGCCCGUUUGAGGCUUACCCUCUUACACUCUUAUUCUGUUUGUAAAUGUUUCAUAUUUCCGUUCUUUUAUUCAGUUUUCCCAAGGCACCUAUCAAACUCAUGUUUGUCCCGCAAGGUCCAGCUCAAGCACCCCUUCCUCUGGAAGCCUUUUAUUCUCCACCAAGCUAGACACUUCCUGCCCUAGCAGUUUGAACUUGUCAAUAUCAUGGCUCUUAUCACAUGGUCAUCAUGUAUCUACAUGUCAGUUUCCCACAGGAGAAAGGCUGGUGUGAGUGGCAGGAGCCAUCUGUGGUCACCAUGGCAAAGAGGGAGGACAGUCCUGGCCCGGAGGUACAGCCAAUGGACAAGCAGUUUCUGGUGUGCAGUAUCUGCCUGGAUCGGUACCGGUGCCCCAAAGUUCUGCCUUGUCUACAUACCUUCUGUGAAAGAUGCCUCCAGAACUAUAUCCCUGCUCAGAGUCUGACACUGUCCUGUCCAGUGUGCCGGCAGACUUCCAUCCUCCCAGAACAGGGUGUCUCAGCCCUGCAGAACAACUUCUUCAUCAGCAGCCUGAUGGAGGCCAUGCAGCAGGCACCUGAUGGGGCCCACGACCCUGAAGACCCCCACCCCCUCAGCGCAGUGGCUGGCCGCCCUCUCUCCUGCCCCAACCAUGAAGGCAAGGAGCCCUUGUCCCGCCAGACGAUGGAGUUUUACUGUGAGGCCUGUGAGACGGCCAUGUGUGGUGAGUGCCGCGCAGGGGAGCACCGGGAGCACGGCACCGUGCUGCUGCGCGACGUGGUAGAGCAGCACAAGGCAGCCCUGCAGCGCCAGCUUGAGGCUGUGCGUGGCCGAUUGCCGCAGCUCUCCGCAGCUAUCGCCUUAGUCGGGGGCAUCAGCCAACAGCUGCAGGAGCGCAAGGCAGAGGCCCUGGCCCAGAUAAGUGCAGCCUUUGAGGACCUGGAACAAGCCCUGCAGCAGCGCAAGCAGGCUCUGGUCAGCGACUUGGAGAGCAUUUGUGGGGCCAAGCAGAAGGUGUUGCAGACACAGUUAGACACACUGCGCCAGGGUCAGGAACACAUUGGCAGUAGCUGCAGCUUUGCGGAGCAGGCCCUGAGACUGGGCUCUGCCCCUGAGGUAUUGCUGGUGAGAAAGCACAUGCGAGAGAGGCUGGCCGCACUGGCGGCUCAGGCCUUCCCAGAAAGGCCGCAUGAGAAUGCACAGCUGGAACUGGUCCUGGAAGUCGAUGGGUUGAGGAGAUCGGUACUCAAUCUGGGUGCACUGCUCACUACCAGUGCCACUGCACACGAGACAGUGGCCACGGGGGAGGGCCUGCGCCAGGCGCUCGUGGGCCAGCCUGCUUCACUCACCGUCACCACCAAAGACAAAGAUGGGCGGCUGGUGCGCACAGGCAGCGCAGAGCUGUGUGCAGAGAUCACUGGGCCUGACGGCACACGCCUCGCAGUGCCAGUGGUGGACCACAAAAAUGGCACCUAUGAGCUGGUGUACACUGCGCGCACAGAAGGUGACCUGCUCCUCUCAGUGCUGCUCUAUGGACAGCCGGUUCGUGGCAGCCCUUUCCGUGUGCGUGCCCUGCGACCCGGGGACCUGCCACCUUCCCCAGACGAUGUGAAGCGCCGGGUCAAGUCUCCCGGUGGUCCUGGCAGCCACGUGCGCCAGAAGGCAGUGCGUAGGCCCAGUUCCAUGUACAGCACUGGUGGCAAACGAAAGGACAACCCAAUUGAGGAUGAACUCGUCUUCCGUGUUGGCAGCCGUGGAAGGGAGAAAGGUGAAUUCACUAAUUUACAAGGUGUGUCUGCUGCGAGCAGUGGCCGCAUAGUGGUAGCAGACAGCAACAACCAGUGCAUUCAGGUUUUCUCCAAUGAGGGCCAGUUCAAGUUCCGAUUUGGGGUGCGUGGGCGCUCACCUGGGCAACUACAGCGUCCUACAGGUGUGGCAGUGGACACCAAUGGAGACAUUAUUGUGGCAGACUAUGACAACCGUUGGGUCAGCAUCUUCUCCCCUGAGGGCAAGUUCAAGACCAAGAUUGGAGCUGGCCGCCUCAUGGGGCCCAAAGGAGUGGCUGUGGACCGGAAUGGACAUAUCAUUGUGGUGGACAACAAAUCCUGCUGUGUCUUCACCUUCCAGCCCAAUGGCAAGCUGGUUGGGCGUUUUGGAGGCCGUGGGGCCACUGACCGCCACUUUGCAGGGCCCCACUUUGUGGCUGUAAACAACAAGAAUGAGAUUGUAGUAACGGAUUUCCAUAACCAUUCAGUGAAGGUGUACAACGCUGACGGAGAGUUCCUCUUCAAAUUUGGCUCACACGGCGAGGGCAAUGGACAGUUCAAUGCCCCCACGGGCGUAGCUGUGGAUUCCAAUGGGAACAUCAUUGUGGCCGACUGGGGCAACAGCCGAAUCCAGGUAUUCGACAGUUCUGGCUCCUUCCUGUCCUAUAUCAACACCUCUGCGGAGCCACUGUAUGGCCCUCAGGGCUUGGCAUUGACCUCGGAUGGCCACGUGGUAGUGGCUGAUGCUGGCAACCACUGUUUUAAGGCCUAUCGCUACCUCCAGUAGCUGCACAAGGCUCGGCUCAUGGAAGGACAGACAUAGGGGUGAUUGGACAAGAGGGUCUGGCUAAGAGGUGGGCCAGACCCAGCAGCACUGAAUGUGGGCUGUGGGCAUGGGUGUGCCCAGUGCCCUUCCCUGCCUCCCCAACCCCACGGUUGCACUUUAUUUAUUCGGUUCUUGCUUUGGUGACUGGGUGGGCCUGGACUGGUCCCAAGGAUGUGUACAGAGCUUCACCCUACCCCAUUUACACACCCCCUCUAACACCCUCAGUCUGCUCUCUGCCCCCCCCCAGCCUGGGGCCAGAACAACCUCUUACUUCAUAAUGGAAGUCCCUCUGGUUGUCUCCCUGCCACCCCAUACACACUGACAGAGACAGCAAUACCCCACCCUGUACUAAAUAAAUGUGUUUGCCAAGG